CUGAAACAUCUGUGGGGGCACAAAGUCCUGAACUGAGCUCAUUUAAUCUGAAUGGCAAGAGAUGAACGCGUCGGGGGCCUCAGUAACCUACCUGUGGGUCUGCGUAGCUCUUUGUGCAGUCACAGGGAGAUCUGAAGUGUUCUAUAAGAAAAGUGGAGACGGGGUGAGUAUGGACUGUACUGAUGCUGAUGGCGGCAAAGAUAUCGAGUGGAAACACGGCAAAGACUUAAUUGGAAAAAUAACGGGAAGAACUGGAUUAUUGUCUAAAGGGAGCACGGAUCUUGCACGGAAGGCAAAGAUAAAUGGAAUUAUGCUGUACAUUUCUUCAGUGCAGGCCAGUCACUCUGGGACCUACACGUGCAUUGGACAUGAUGCGACAAAGAAGAAAGUCACAGUGCAUCACUCGCUGCAUGUCAUGUCAGUCUCUGUCAGUCCUUCAGACACAGUGCUGAGCUCCACUGAUGUGACCCUGAGGUGUGAUGUUGGUGGAGAAUCAAAAGCGCAGGUUCAGUGGAUCAAGUCUCCAGAUGUUAAACCUUAUGGAAGCCCCGUAACCCUGAAAUCUGUGACCUUAGCUGAUGGCGGCCAGUGGACCUGUGUGGUCAAAGAAAAGGGGAAAGUGCUGGGGGCCGUCGAAAAGACCCUCAGUGUUACAGGUCCUCUAGUAUCCCCUACUGAAGUUACAGCUACUCCAGGAGGUGAUGCAGAGCUACCAUGUUCUCUCCCUAGUCCGAGCGGUCUGCAUAUAAUGUCAGGGGGGUGGACAAGUAACUACCCCUCCGACCUCCAGUUCCCAGGCUUAGCCAGAGAUGCCAGUGGCCUACGCUGGAAUGGGACUAAGUUGAGGUUCGCAUUCAGUGACGAACAACUCUCCACCAACUUCACUGUGACACUGAGAAAUGUGCAGCUUUCUGACGCUGGUGAGUAUUUCUGCAAUCUGACGUUUAAGGACGGAAAGAGCCUGAGAACUAAGCUGAAUCUGAAGGUUGGGAAAGGAAAGGUCAUUGUUGCUCCUGGUAUUCAGGAGAUUACAGCUCCACUAGGGGGUACUGCAGACCUGCCAUGUACUCACUCUGGUUCCAGCAGUCCACGGAUAGUCGAAGGUCAGUGGGUACGUGUUCCCCCCGCUGACUUCCGGCUCCCCAUGUUAAUGAUCUCUGGGGCGGAGGGUCUGCAGUGGAAUGGUACAGAUGUGCUCAAGGCUAAAGUUACAACCAGUGACCAACAACCCAGCAAGUUUAACAUCGAAGUAAAAAAUGUGGAGCAUGGUGAUGCUGGUAUGUACAUCUGCACUCUCAUGUUUGAGGAUGGAAAGAAUUGGAAUACCACAGUAAUGCUGAAGGUUGAAGAGGGUGCUAUUGUUGCUCCAGAUGCACGACCCUCAGACAGUAUACAGUUCUGGCAGAAGCCUGUGCUGUUGGGUUUGGCGUUGUGGAUCUGGAUCGCCGUAGCAACAGGUUCCCUCCUUCUGAUCGUUCUGGUAGUGGUCAUUGCUUCAGUCCAGUGCAGGAAACAGAGAAAGAGGAAAGCAGAGAAAAACAAAGUUAAGACAGAAAGCGCUUACAUUCGGGAGUCCGUGCCAAUGCAGGAGGAGUUCCCAAAGAAAAAGAGUGAAAGACGGCCUCGUCCAGGAAUGAAGGAGAGGCCACUUCCUCCAGUUCCCAGACAUCAAUACAAAGCCAUGAACAGACAAUGAGAUAAUAUCAUGCAUUUCUUUAUUAUUAUUAUAGAAAGGAUCAUUGAGCAAAUGCUGAUUAGCAUUUCUAACUUCUUAUUCACUUGAUUACACACGCAUUUCUCCUUCAUACAUCACCAACAGUGUGAUGGUGACAGUCAUCUGCAGCUGUGAAUUCACCUUCCUCUUAAAAUUCAAGUUACAGUGAGUGGGUUUACAUGCAGUCAGAAAUCCAAUUAUAAUUGGACUUCAGCAGUGGACUUCAAUUAUUGUUGUUAUUCAAUGGUCAUGUAAACAGAAUACAUUAGCCACGUUUACAUGCAGCCUAAUAAUCUGUUAGUAAUCUGACUAAUAGCU
Pygocentrus nattereri (red-bellied piranha) is the source of this 2032-nucleotide messenger RNA. It is a transcript of the gene cd4-2.2, whose product is annotated as CD4-2 molecule, tandem duplicate 2. The transcript has 12 exons. Gene Ontology annotation, biological process: T cell activation; positive regulation of ERK1 and ERK2 cascade; interleukin-15-mediated signaling pathway. Bases 62 to 1696 code for a protein of 544 amino acids. NCBI's taxonomy places the organism in Eukaryota, Metazoa, Chordata, Actinopteri, Characiformes, Serrasalmidae. Gene Ontology annotation, cellular component: membrane raft; external side of plasma membrane. Gene Ontology annotation, molecular function: protein tyrosine kinase binding; MHC class II protein binding. The record is from RefSeq and is a predicted model, not a curated record.